This is a messenger RNA of Verticillium alfalfae VaMs.102, 939 nucleotides long. Its product is annotated as glycosyl hydrolase family 43 protein. Lineage: Eukaryota; Fungi; Ascomycota; Sordariomycetes; Glomerellales; Plectosphaerellaceae. The transcript has 3 exons. Gene Ontology annotation, molecular function: hydrolase activity, hydrolyzing O-glycosyl compounds. The record is from RefSeq and is a predicted model, not a curated record. Gene Ontology annotation, biological process: carbohydrate metabolic process. Bases 1 to 939 code for a protein of 312 amino acids.
AUGCCCGGGGUGGUUGGUGGUUGGCACAAGGCCUCCUGGCGGCCGCCGCCCUCGCGGCCAUCCUCCCCCUCACGGCGGCAUCCCCCAUUGAGACUCAGAUUCCCAUGCAGCCGCUUUACGCCUACGAAACCACCGGCACGGGCGACGUCAAGCUCGAGACGGAUUUUUCCAGACCCCUGCAUUCUCCAGGAUGACGACGGUCUGUGGUACUCCUUCGCCACAAACUCGGGCGGCCGCAACGUCCAGGCCGCCGUGGCGCCGGACUCGCUCGGCCCGUGGACGUACCUCGACGGCGACGCCAUGCCCGACCACAGCUGGACGAGCGGCGCAACACGUGGGCGCCGACGUCCGGCGUACGGGCAAACGACAGCUACAUUCUUUUCUUUUCGGGGCGAGCUGCCCGACGCCGACGGCAGACACUGCGUCGGCGUCGCGCUGGCGGACAGCAUGACGGGGCCGUACCGGCCGAUGCCCGAGCCCUGGGCCUGCCACCUCGACCAGGGCGGCGCCAUCGACCCGGCGGGUUUCCACGACGCCGGCACGGGGCGGAGGUACGUCGUGUACAAGGUCGACGGCAACCACGACGGCAACGGCGGCGACUGCGGCAACUCGGUGGACCCCGUCGUGUCGACGCCCAUCAUGCUGCAGGAGGUUGGGCCGGAUGGGUUCACCAAGAUUGGCAACCCCGUGCAGAUCCUCGACCGCACGGAGGCCGAUGGUCCGCUCGUCGAGGCGCCGGACAUCGUGAGGCUCGAGGAUGGCACCUAUGUGCUCUUCUUCAGCAGUUGGUGCUACGCUUCGGAUAAGUAUAAUAUUAAUUACGCCGUCAGUCGCAGGGUCGAGGGCCCGUACAUCAGGUCGUUGAGGCCGUUGCUGCAGACUGGGGACUAUGGGCUCAUAGACUACCGGACGAAGGAGCCGGGUAAUGAUUAUGACUAG